AUGAAAGACUUCGUCGUGGCGAUCGACCUCGGGACGUCAUGUACCGCCUUCAGCUGGAAGUCCAUUGUGGACCCAGCGGGGCCUUCGAUCGGAGUGCCCGACAUGAAGCCAAACGAGGACAUCAUCGGGAAGAGCCCGACCACGCUCCUCAUCGCGGGCAGCACGGGGUCCGACAAGAUGUUCAGGCCCACCGGCGCCGAGGCGUACGGCCGAGAAGCGCAGCACCGCUACGCCAACGGCGACAUCCCUCACGGGGCGCAACUGUUCAAGCGGUUCAAAAUGAUCUACGACGACCUGGUCGACGCCGUCACGAAGAGCACGAGCAGGAAGGCAGAGAUGAUGCUGAUGGACAUAUUCGUCAUCGCUUUGGAGUACAUCAAGAGUGUUGCCCUCAUGGGCAUGACACUGACCCACGCGGUCUCCGCCGAGGACGUGACGUGGGUGUUGACCGUGCCCGUCUGCUGCAGCGAGCCGGCCAAGCACUUCAUGAGGGAGGCCGCGACGAAGGCCGGCUUCAUCAAGGGCGGAAACGACGACGAGGGCCUCGUUCUGUGCAUGGAGCCAAUCGCCGCCUGCCUAGCCCUUGGAAACAGGCUGCAAUGGAGGAUGAGGGACAAGUACCUGGUUAUCGACUGCGGCGGCGGCACGGUGGACAUUUCCGCGUUCGAGGUGAUCAGCAGCGCACCGCCGAGCCUCGAGCAGCUCGGAGAGGCGAGCGGCGGGCCGUGGGGGUCCACGAACGUGGACAGGCUGUUCGAGGCUUACCUGAAGGAUUUCGUGCUAUCCGUUGCUCAAGAAGCCGGGGAGAGGAGCCUGGAAAGCUUCUUCGCCAGCUCGGCCUCGUACCGGAUUAACCAGGCUUGGGAAAGAGCGAAGAUCGGCUUGCGAAGCGUUGACCACGACUGCCGGAUCGACCUGAGCGAGCUGAGCCGUGAGCCGUUGGAGGUGACGACGGAAGAAAUGGACGAAGGCCGGAGACUCAAGAACAGAGGGGGCACGGAGUUCGUCGGCGGCCAUGGGACGUUUGACCUCGUCUUGCGACCAGCCUUGCUCCGCAAGUUCUUCAAGGAGCAAUGCAAGAAUAUCUCUGGGGCCGUGUCAGAGCAGCUCGAGAGGCCACACCUGCAGGGCCUCUCGGCCGUGGUCAUGGUGGGCGGGUUUUCGGGCAGCAUGCACGUCCAGGAGGCCGUCAGGGCGUGCGUGGCUCGAAAGUACCCCGACGGAAGCGUCGAGGUUUCGAUUCCUAAGUCUCCGGACCUGGCGAUUGUUGAAGGCGCGGCCCACUUCGUUUCGGCUCCCCCCGCCUCCGGCGCCGUCGGCCCCGGGGGGCAGCAGCUCCCGGCCGCGCCCCGGUUCGCCGCGGUGACCUCGGCGAACUCGUACGGGAUCGUGGUCUCUGAGACCGGGGGGGGGGUCGUACCCGCAUUCUUCGACCCCUUCUUCCUCAAGGGCCAAGGCUACGAGAUGAACCACAUGGUGACGAAGAACUACACAAUCCAGAGCGACAUCCCGUUCACGUUGUCGGUCAGCUCUUGCGCUAGCCCACACGUACAUCCGGGCUGCAACCGGUUGACGGACAUCGGCGGCCUGAAGUCGCUGCAGAGCCAGGAGUUCUCGGUGCCGCCACCGCCUCCAGUAGCAGAGGUCGGUUGCUGUGGCAUGAUGAAACCCAAAGCUCGGACAGAGCUAAACAAGAUCGAGAUCACCGUGGAGUUUUCCUUGAUCGGGAUCGAGCUUCAUGUCCGCGUGAGAUCAAAUACUGGCCAGGUGAUGCUGCAGCAAGCGGUACCCUUCCUUCGCCACGAGGGCGCCCCCCCUGCUUACGGGAGCCUUUAGCCUUCAGUUGGGUGUCUUGCCCAAAGCGGGGAAUCCGUCGGGCUGAGACGCGCAACCAACCAUCAAGGCUGUGCUGCCUUUAUGAAGCUCGCAGCUGGUAUCGCUAGGUCACGUUUCGCGUCUCAUUUUUUACCUCCCCCCCUGUAUGGAGUUGCCCGAAUAAGUUUGAAUUGGCAGGUUGCCGUGGUUGGUCUUGUUGAAAGUGACACAUGUGGCGACGAGCAAACCUGCUAGGAUAUUUUGAGAUUGCAACGCAGGGUUACCCAAGGUUGGAUGUUGUCAUAUUUGGUUUCUGUCGACGCCGUGAAGAAACCAGCUGUAGUAAUAGCUCCCCGAGAUAGAGAUGUCCGUCCACAGAACUUUUGGGUGCUGUCCAGAUAUCGGGGGUACCUUUCGCUGGGUGUCGCUAGUCGCUUCCGCUUGUUCGUUUUUCGUCGGGUACACGUUAGGAAAACGCGCGCGGAUAUCGGUUUCUGAUGUGGGGUGUCGAGUUUCGUGCAGCAGUGGUUGUCUAAGCGAUUCGUUUGCAUAAGGGACCAGCGUCCUUUGGUGGGUGCCCGAAUGAGUGCGAAUGAUCCGAGUGCAAGCUUUUUUUGUUGAGGGCAAACCAACGCUCAUGUAGUAUGUUCAAAUUUGUGAACCUUUCUUUUGCGCUUGUUGUACUAUACAAGCCGGGCAUUUUGUUAUACAACCAUGCCUUUGACAAACGUUAGAUAAGGGUGUUUCUGGCGACGAGAAAUGUCCAUUUAUUUUCCGGAGCAAGUUUUUUUUUCCUUUUUUCUCAACGACGGCGUGCCUAGCGGCGGAAAAAUACACUGCCAUUUUGCGUUGUUCUGGGCCAAAGAAACUUGAGGAGCAUUAGAGUGAAUUUUCUGAGGCGGCGUGAAAACGUCCGUCGAAUGACCUACAGCAGUCAUUACCCGUUGGGGGGGGUUGCGUAGACCCCAGUUUCUUUCACCUGAUUGUCUUGUAUUGUGUAUCAGUUCCGGUCCGCUGGUUUUAUAUCAAUUGGGGAGGGUUGUGUAGACCCCAGUUUCUUUCACCUG
Ectocarpus siliculosus is the source of this 2882-nucleotide messenger RNA. The record is from the annotation of a GenBank genome assembly. NCBI's taxonomy places the organism in Eukaryota, Phaeophyceae, Ectocarpales, Ectocarpaceae.